UUUAUUAGUCUUAAUAAUAUUUUUACUGCAACAGACAUGUCCCGUGUUGCUGUGGUCACAGGUUCUAAUAAAGGCAUCGGAUUUGCCAUUGUUAAGGGCCUGUGCCAAAGAUUCGAUGGAGUCGUCUAUUUAACUUCUCGAGAUGAUAAAAGAGGAAUGGCAGCUCUAGCAGAGCUGAAUAAAAUAGGAUUGAACCCAAAAUAUCAUCAACUAGAUGUGGCAGAUCGAAACAGUGUUGUACGGUUCAGAGAUCAUAUCAAAGAUAAUCAUGGAGGUCUUGAUAUUCUUAUAAAUAACGCAGCAAUCGUCGAUAAUGAUUUGCGUUCGUCUAAUUACGAAAAUAGCAAAAAUGUUAUAGAUAUUAAUUUCAAGAGCGUGAUUACAAUACAAGAAUUAAUUUAUCCGUUAGUUAGAAACAAUGGCCGUAUCCUCAACAUUUCCAGCGACUGCGGUCACCUUUCCAAUUUAAGAAAUAAAAAUUGGAUUGAGAGGUUAUCCAAAAAAAAUUUGAAAAUUGAAGAUCUAUACGAAUUCGUCGAUUGGUUUUUGGAAUCAAAGAAAAACGGUACAUUUAAUUCGGAAGACUUCGCUGAUGGCGGUACUGUUGCAGCGUAUAGGGUGGCUAAGAUGUGUCUAAGUGCCGUGACAACGAUACAGCAAAAGCAACUGGAAGGUACAAACAUAUCUGUCAAUUCUAUGCAUCCAGGAUUGGUGCGAACAGACAUGACAACCGGCGUAGGCUUCUACAGUAUAGACCAGGCCGCCGAGACUCCACUGUACCUCGUUCUUGAUGCACCUCAAACAUUAAAAGGAGCGUAUGUUUGGUUCGACAGGAAAGUUCUGGACUGGUACGAUUACAAUGCUGAUUACUAUUUUAAGAUAAAAACUCUUGUUAAUUAAAAAACAAUCGUAUUUUCUUAACAUUGUAUAAAUAAUUAAUUAACA
Vanessa tameamea is the source of this 945-nucleotide messenger RNA. Its product is annotated as carbonyl reductase [NADPH] 1-like. The record is from RefSeq and is a predicted model, not a curated record. The transcript has a single exon. Lineage: Eukaryota; Metazoa; Arthropoda; Insecta; Lepidoptera; Nymphalidae. Bases 37 to 900 code for a protein of 287 amino acids. Gene Ontology annotation, molecular function: carbonyl reductase (NADPH) activity.